Molecule: messenger RNA, 621 nt
Organism: Fraxinus pennsylvanica
Lineage: Eukaryota; Viridiplantae; Streptophyta; Magnoliopsida; Lamiales; Oleaceae
Source: the annotation of a GenBank genome assembly
AUGGCCAAUGCUUCAUCUUUGAUCCCGACGGCAGUUCUCCAUGACCUCUCUCAUAAGCUAUAUGAAAAGCGCAAAAAAGCGGCUCUUGAGGGAGAUUUGAUAGGAUUGGCUGCUGCAACAGUAGGUUUGGCUUCGGAAGCAGCACAACAUCUAGAGCAAAUUGUACCACCAAUCUUGUACUCCUUUUCUGAUCAAGAUAGUAGAGUUCGUUAUUAUGCCUGUGAAGCUCUGUAUAACAUAGCAAAGGUUGUGAGAGGAAAUUUUACAGUGCUCUUCAAUCAGAUUUUUGAAGUUCUGUACAAGCUUUCCAUCGAUUCAGAUCCCAAUGAUAUUGUUACAGAGGGUGAUCAGUUCAGGUUUGAGACCUUUAAGGAUGAGGAGAAGCUAGGCGUUGUAGCUGGCAGAAUAGUUCCUAUCGGGUACACUGCAAAGGAGCGAAUACUUCAACCUGAAGAUGGAGAAUGCUGUAUGUGUCUUUGUAGGUACGAGGAUGCACUAGCAAUCCAGGCUCUUCCUUGCACUCAUCAUUUUCAUACGUCGUGUAUUGUGAAAUGGCUUAAGGUGAAGGCACUAUGUCCGAUCUGCAAGUACGACAUCCACAAGGGAAAAGACCAUGAGUAA